Molecule: messenger RNA, 1275 nt
Organism: Coniosporium apollinis CBS 100218
Lineage: Eukaryota; Fungi; Ascomycota; Dothideomycetes
Exons: 1
Coding region: 1-1275 (424 amino acids)
Biological process (GO): intracellular monoatomic cation homeostasis
Cellular component (GO): mitochondrial inner membrane
Molecular function (GO): ribosome binding
Source: RefSeq, a predicted model, not a curated record
AUGACAUUCCAACGAUCCAGCAGUGUGCUCGCUGCGCUCUGUCACAACCCGCCAGUGUAUUCCUCAUCCUCUCUUCGCCCAAAAUGCCAAAUCCGCCUCACCUUUACAAAACCCGCAGCCCACCGCGCCGCCCUCCCGCUCCUCUUCCACCACCGCCUCGCGUCGACCUCCUCUGCCGCCGCUCCCCAAAAGCGUAGUCCUCCUCCCACUACUCCCAUAACCGCCACCACAACCCGCUCUCCACCCGCCUCCCCUUAUAAACCCACCACCCCCGAUCCAAACCAGCCCCUCCCCGACCGCAUCAACCCCCCCGCCUCCACCCUCCCCGCGCCCCUGACGACCCCCUCGCGCGCCCAGGAUCAGUCCUUGAUCAACUACCUCUACAAAACCGGCAGGGCCUACACCUCAUUCUACUGGACCGGCAUCAAGAACAUCCGACACAACCGCACCCUCGCUAAAGCCGUCGAAGCGCGCAUCUCGAGCGCCGCGCGCAGCGAUGCAGCCACAGCCGCCGAGCGCGGAGACGUCAAGACCGCGGCCGCGGGGCCGGGGGUCGCGACGCGGAACCGCAUCGCGGCCAUCGAGGCGCUGAGCGGGACCGCGACGGCGGGGCUGACGAGAGCGGAGUGGCAGCUCCUGCUGCGCAGUCGGUAUGAUAUGCGCCGCGUGCCGAUCUUCGCGCUGCUGUUCGUUAUACUGGGAGAAUGGCUGCCGCUUGUGGUGAUCUACUUCACGGCACUGGUGCCUAGGACGUGCAGGAUUCCGCUGCAGGUUGACCGGGAGAUUAGGAAGCUGGAGACGAGGAGGCGGCAGAGCUUGAGGGAGAUGAGUGCGCUGAGGGCGAUUACGGGGAAGAGUGGGGAAGGUGUGCGAGAAGAGAGCGGGAAGCAGCAGAUGGACGGGACUGGGCAGCUGGCUACAGAAGUCGUCAUAAAAGAGGAGAACCAGGUCGAUCGUAAGACGGAGCUGGUGCAUUUGAGCAGGUGUUUCGGGCUGCAUUCUAAGAUGUGGGAUCGGCUGCUGGGUGGGCCGCCGACGGCAUUGGUGGCGCGAAAGGUCAGGAAUAGGUUUGAUUAUCUGGCCGAGGAUGAUCGCCUGGUUCUGAGGGACGGUAGUGUGAAAGAUCUUACUAAGGAGGAAACCAAAGAAGCUUGCGUGGAGCGCGGGAUUGAUGUGCUAGGCAGGAAGGAGGAGGAGAUGAGGAGGGAUCUGGAGCUGUGGAUGGGAAGGAGGAAGAGGGGCAUGUUGCCUGGGAUCGGUGAGGCUGGGAGGUAA